Messenger RNA from Fraxinus pennsylvanica, 720 nucleotides. The record is from the annotation of a GenBank genome assembly. Lineage: Eukaryota; Viridiplantae; Streptophyta; Magnoliopsida; Lamiales; Oleaceae.
AUGGCCAAGUUCUUUGCUUUAGUUUUUCUCGCACUUCUAGCCAUUUCCAUGCUGCAGAUCACGGUGAUGGCAGGUGGGCACCCUAAUAAGGGUGGGUAUGGUCCUGGCAGCCUGAAAAGCUCCCAAUGCCCUUCACAAUGCUCGAGAAGGUGUAGCCAGACACAGUACCACAAACCAUGCAUGUUCUUCUGUCAGAAGUGCUGCAGAAAGUGUCUCUGUGUGCCACCAGGUUAUUAUGGGAGUUCUGCUGAUGUUCCUGUAGAUGGAGUAAGUGACUUACAUGCAGCUGAAGAUCAUGUAUUUAUAGAUCACAAUGAAGAGGCACAUGCUAUAGAUCAUAAUGAGUCACAUGUGUCACCUCCAUAUGAUGCACUUGCUGAAGUACAACAUGAUGUACCUACUGAUGCAUCAUGUGUUGAUGAAGCCCCUGCUGAUUCACCCUAUGUUGAUAUACCACCAGCAAAUGCACCCCCUUUUCCUGUAGAAGAUCAUGUACCUACAGGCGGGCAAAAUACGAGUGAUCAGCCCAUAGGUAAAGAAUCAAUAGCGGACCUGCAUGAAUAUAAUGAGGCACAUAUUGCAUCCUCUGCAGAUGCACCACCGGAUGAUGCACCUGAUGUUGCUAAAAAUGUGGACUAUACCGACACUAGAGAAAGAAAUAAUGAGAUGGAAUUUGAAGAAGGCAUAGUGGAAGAGUUCAGUGAUUUAGAUUAUAAAUAG